This is a messenger RNA of Debaryomyces hansenii CBS767, 690 nucleotides long. Its product is annotated as DEHA2F17028p. Lineage: Eukaryota; Fungi; Ascomycota; Pichiomycetes; Serinales; Debaryomycetaceae. Bases 1 to 690 code for a protein of 229 amino acids. Gene Ontology annotation, biological process: regulation of transcription by RNA polymerase II. Gene Ontology annotation, cellular component: nucleus. Gene Ontology annotation, molecular function: RNA polymerase II transcription regulatory region sequence-specific DNA binding; DNA-binding transcription factor activity, RNA polymerase II-specific. The transcript has a single exon. The record is from RefSeq and is a predicted model, not a curated record.
AUGCAAGAAGAGACGGGAACCACUACAGUGUUAUCAGACUCUUGCAUUACAAAGGAUGAUGAAUUUAAGAACACAGUAGUUGCAAAAAAUAUAUUGCUGCUACAGAACCGAGAGCUGAAUACACUAGAAAUAGUCAAACGCGAAGAGGAUCAGGAAUUGACAAAAUAUACGAAUGGGAGGUUUAGGUGUGUGAAAUGUGAUAAAGAAAUGGAGAAGCUUUCGUUUUUGGCAAUCCAUCAUCGAAGUCAUACCAGUAAAAUACACUUUACAUGUCCACAAUGUCAAUGCAUAUUUCACACGUUAAACGACUUAUCCAACCACUGCCAGAAACAUUCAAUGAUGCAAAUCUCAUGUCCCAAAUGUGAAGAAUGUUUUGAAGACUCGAGACUUUUUAAGAUGCAUCUCGAAAUACACAUAAUUGACAUGGAAAAUAACGAGGACGAAACACAGGUGGAUGAUGAUGAGUUGCCCGAUAUUGAUAGAGGCCUGUUAUACGAUGAAAUUCACUACCUCAACGAGAUAGUUCUGGUGCGCUCGCUUGGUAUAUCUCGGAGUAGCUAUAAAGAAUCGUUCCCAUGUAAGUACUGUCCGAUUGUAUGUACAAGCAAGGUUCGUCUGUCUAUACAUUUGCUUGCUCAUAAAGAGUUUGCUGCUUUCACUACUGAUAAAUUAGAAGUAUCUCCUAUCUAA